Messenger RNA from Teleopsis dalmanni, 1139 nucleotides. RefSeq lists its product as uncharacterized. Gene Ontology annotation, cellular component: nucleus; transcription regulator complex. The transcript has 2 exons. Bases 5 to 703 code for a protein of 232 amino acids. The record is from RefSeq and is a predicted model, not a curated record. Lineage: Eukaryota; Metazoa; Arthropoda; Insecta; Diptera; Diopsidae. Gene Ontology annotation, biological process: regulation of transcription by RNA polymerase II.
UGUAAUGAAGAAGUUGGAUAACGCAAAAUUAAUCGAACUUGUUCGAAACCAUUCUGAGCUAUAUGAUACCAGAAAUGAUUUGUAUAGAGAUACGGAGCAUAAAGAUGCACUCUGGAAGGAAUUCGGCGCAAAAUUGAAUGAAAAGGAAAAAAUGUGCAAAAAAGUAUGGAUGGGACUUCGGGAUACUUAUAGGCGCUCCUUAAAACGUAAGGCGACCGCAGUGGAAGGUGAAAACAAUUUUAAAUGGAAAUGGGAAGAUAAAAUGACAUUUCUCGAACCAUAUAUGGGAAUUACUAAGAAAUCUUUUCCAUCAAACAUUAAAUGUGAAUAUAAAAUUUCAGAAGAAUUUCAAGAUAAUGAUACACAAAAACAAUCAUUAUUUGAAUAUAAUGAAAAUGAAAUAGAUCCAUUAUCGGAUACAAAUCCUGGGUCCAGAACUAGCACUCCAAAUAUGAUCGAUUCAAAUAAAUCUGAAAAGACAUCAGUCGAUUUAAAGAACUCUUCAGCUGAAACACGCAUCGAUGGAAAUGCAAAGAAAAACGAUAAUUCAUCAGAUAUUGACUCUUUCUUUACAUACAUGUCAACAGCUGUGAAAAAAUUAUCCACAUUAAAUCAACAUAGGGCGAAAGGUAAAAUAUUUGCUUUAGUUGCAGAAUUGGAAUUUGAAGAACUAACUGGAAGAAGUAUAAAUGAAAGCAAUUAACUUGUAUAUAUGGCAUUUCCAGCCUAUUAUGAGUAAGCAAUGCUCAAACAAUAACUAACAAUUAUUAUUUUUGGUUCAUUUUGAUUUGUAAAUUAAAUUAAUAAUUUCAAUUUGCAUAUUUUUCUUUGAUUUGAAAAUUCUAGUUUUUGGAGCUUUGUCACUGUUACGGCUUCAUAAUCAUACCAUUUUUACAAACCCGUGCCAUCAGUAUAUUGCUUGAGGACUAUACCGGGACCACAGUGACAAAGCUACAAAAAUUGGAAAUUUGAGCACAAAGAAAAAUAUGUAGCUUGUAGUUAUGUAAACUAUAUAUACUAAACAUUUUAGUAAACAUAUAUACUAAAAAUUGUACUCUAUAAAAGCUCUGUUAAUGAAACAAUAGAUACAAGUUAAAUAAGUUUAAAAACCUAAGAUUUACUAUGAAAUAAGAAAAAUA